Thermothelomyces thermophilus ATCC 42464 is the source of this 2298-nucleotide messenger RNA. RefSeq lists its product as uncharacterized. Lineage: Eukaryota; Fungi; Ascomycota; Sordariomycetes; Sordariales; Chaetomiaceae. Gene Ontology annotation, molecular function: hydrolase activity; carboxy-lyase activity. Gene Ontology annotation, cellular component: cytoplasm; cytosol. The coding region runs from base 425 to 1981 and encodes 518 amino acids. The transcript has a single exon. Gene Ontology annotation, biological process: secondary metabolic process. The record is from RefSeq and is a predicted model, not a curated record.
GUUUGUUUGCUUUUGUGACAUCACCUUGACUUUGCCCAGCAGCCGACUCCCCUAACACUGGUUCGCUCGUAUCACUUCUUUCUGUCUCACAUUACCCCUUUGAUUUGACGGAAAUUCGCAUCUGUCAUCGCCUGUACGUGGAGCAGAGCAGUGCGGUAAUUACUACUCGCAGCUGUGAAGUUCCGAAUCACUAAGGUAUGGUAAUGUACAUCAUACCUGUGCCCGCACGCGCCCCAAUCUUUCUACUCCCCUUUCUUCUACUAUGAACUAAUUACAUUUCCCGCUGUUCGUUCUCUUCCCGGACGCAAGCACCCCAAAGGCAACUAAUAAUUCGUUGGUUCUACCGCACCUAUAUAUCAUCCCGGCAUUUGCAAUUUGCGGUAUUCGGUAUUAGUCAAGGGAAAACAAAGGUCGAAACAGAAUCAUGGCGCCGUCAACAACCAACACCGAUGAUAAUAUUCUCCAAUCCUGCUGUUCCCACGAGGAGCGGUUCCGCGAUCCGGCCUCCCCUUCCUCCCUCUUCCGGAUCGACAUGCACACGCAUAUGAUGCCCCCCUCCCUCCCCGACUUCUCUUCCUCCUCCUCCUCCUCCUCCUCCUCCUCCUCCUCCUCCUCGACGACGACGACGACGUACGUGUGGCCGGCCCUCCGCCCGGCGCCGGACCACGCCGAGACGGGGGCGGUCGACAUGUACGUGGGCGGGUCCUUCUUCCGGCGGGUGGACCGGGCGUGCUACGACCCGGCGGCGCGCGUGGCCGCCAUGGACGCGGCGGGCGUCGACGUGCAGGUGCUGAGCACGGUGCCGGCCCUCUUCUGCUACGACGCCCCCGCCGACCCGCCCGGCCCGGCCCUCGACGCCGCCCGCUCGCUCGCCCGCGCCCUCAACGACCACCUCGCCUCCGUCUGCGCCGCCCACCCGCGCCGCUUCGUCGCCCUUGGCACCGUGCCCCUCCAGCACUGCCCCUCCGCCGUCGACGAGCUCCGCAGGCUCGUGCGCCUCCCCGGCAUGGUCGGCGUGCAGAUCGGCACCAGCGUGGAGAAGCCCGCGUCGUCGUCGUCGUCGACGGCGGCCGCGGAGCCGCCCGUCAUGCUGGACGACGAGCGGCUCGAGGAGUUCUGGAGCGCGUGCGAGGAGCUGGACGCGCCCGUCUUCGUGCACCCGCUCGGGUACGCGCUGACGCGGGAGAACGCGGCCCGCUGGGGCGGCUACUGGGGCUCGUGGCUCGUCGGCAUGCCCUGCGAGACCGCCCUGGCCAUGCACCGCGUCCUGGCGUCGGGCCUCCUGGUGCGCCACCCGAGGCUGCGGCUGUGCUUCGCCCACGGCGGCGGCGCCUUCCCGGCCCUGCUGGGCCGCAUCCAGCGCGGCUUCGACUGCCGCCCGGACCUGGUCGCCACCCGCGCCUGCGGCGUCUCCCCGACCGAGCACUUCCGCGGCCGCGAGGAGGAGACGGCGGCGGCGGCGGCGGCGGCGGCCGGCGGGGGUCUCCCCCCGCAGAUCUGGAUCGACUCGCUCAUGCACGACCCGGACCUGAUGGAGUUCACCCUCCGCAAGCUGGGGCCCCACGGCGCUACCCGCAUCCUUCUCGGAAGCGACUACCCCUUCCCGCUCGGCGAGGUCCCCGUCGCCGGCAAGAUGCUGACCGAGGACGAGCAGCUGGGCCGCGUCAUGACCUGGGCCGACAGGGCGCGGGUCCUGGCCGGGAACGCCAUCCGGUUCCUGAAACUGGGGCGCGACUUUGAGGAGCGGUUCGAGGAGCGGUGGACGCGCUUCCAGAGCGCCCGCCAGCUCCCGGCCGGUGACGAGCAGCAGAACAAGGAUGGCGGCCUCCGCGACAGCUGGAGGCAUCGCGACAGCGCCAUCGAUCUGGCCGGGGAGGAACAGCUCGACGGACAAGACGACGGCAAGAGGGGAUCUGUGUUAUUAGUCAAUGGAAAGCCGGACCGAUCUCCCGAAAGCAUCAGCGCUGCCCUCGACGUGUAAUCAUACGGAGACGAGUGAGGCGGCAUACCGACGGGAUUUGAUUUUUGGCAACAUGAUCGGGCGUAUAAUUAUUCUAUCGAUAUUUGGCUGCGGAUUCGUUUUUUUGCGCUGGUGAAUUUGGAAUCGUCCUAGGGAGAGCCUACCUAAGGUACCUAAUUAAUCAUAGCUGAAUGAAUGAAUGUUCAGAUGGCACUUGUUGGAACUGAAUAGUCCUCAGCAAGCUUACCUAGAGGCAACCCUAAUCUAUAUUAUUACACCUAAGACCCCUCUGGGCCAAACAUCUUCUCGCUGCAGAGUAGCGAGGGCCUUGCCCUGAG